Molecule: messenger RNA, 3631 nt
Organism: Limulus polyphemus (Atlantic horseshoe crab)
Lineage: Eukaryota; Metazoa; Arthropoda; Merostomata; Xiphosura; Limulidae
Product: solute carrier family 25 member 44-like
Exons: 4
Coding region: 201-1190 (329 amino acids)
Biological process (GO): branched-chain amino acid catabolic process
Cellular component (GO): mitochondrion
Molecular function (GO): branched-chain amino acid transmembrane transporter activity
Source: RefSeq, a predicted model, not a curated record
UGCUUGAAUCAGCUGACCGGGCCUAACCCUAAGGUUGUGUGUUUUUUUUAAUUUAUAGAUACAAUAUGAUUUUAAAACUUUUUGAUGUCAGUGCAUCAAUGAACAUCGUGGAGAGUGGUAACAAUGCUAAACAGACAACUUUGCUUUCACCAAGGUGAUACUGAAUGUUUAGUUCAGUAUAAGUUUUUAGUACAUGUGGAAUGGUUUUUAAACAGUGCUCUUUGGAAAGAAUGGAAUCAUCACGUAUUUUAACUAUUGAAUGGGAUAUGAUGGACAAGAGUAGGUUUUUCUCCCUUAACCUUGUUAAUUCCUUUUUUCUUCGUGCCACUUUGUACCCCUUCACUGUCAUCAAAACUCGUCUCCAGAUUCAGAAACACCGUGAUGUCUACAGAGGAACAUAUGAUGCAUUCAAGAAAAUACUCCAUUAUGAAGGGUUUCAUGGGCUGUACAAAGGUUUUUGGAUCAAUACUAUUCAGAUAGUGUCUGGUGUAGGCUACAUUAUAACAUAUGAAAAGGUACGUCAUCUCUUGACUUUGUAUGCUAAUAUUGAAGAUGGAAGAUUGAAAGGCUUGAUAGGUGGAGGCUGUGGUUCGUUAGUUGGACAGACCAUCAUUACUCCAUUUGAUGUGGUAUCCCAACACAUGAUGAUGCUUGGUCAAAAAAGUGGCUCUGGUGUCAAGAGUGCAGAGGCAGCCAACUUACUCAAUAUUGACUUUAACCAGAAACACAGAAGGUCUGUUGUAGCUUCCAUAAUAAAUGAACUUUACAGAAAAGAUGGACUGAAAGGGUUUUAUCGAGGGUAUUUUGCUUCUUUGUGCACUUAUGUUCCUGGUAGUGCUCUCUGGUGGAUGUUUUAUCCUUUAUAUUCAGAAUGGUUAGCAUCCCUCUUGCCUGUGGCAACAUCUCAUCUGCUGAUUCACUGCAUGGCAGGACCAAUGGGUGGCAUAAGUGUUUGCUUUAUUACCAACCCAUUAGACAUAGUAAGAGCUAGAAUACAGGUUCAACGAAUGGACUCUUUCCUUGGAACUUCAAUUUUAUUAUGGAAAGAGGAAGGAUUCAGAAUAUUCACAAAAGGUGUUUCUGCUCGAUUAGUGCAGAGUAGCAUCUUUUCAUUCUUGGUUGUGCUAGGUUAUGAAACAUUGAAGCGAUGGAGUGUUCAUGAUCAGUAUAAAGACCAAAUUCGGUGGUGAUAAACACCAUUUUAGUUCAGCUAAUUAUUUUAUAAGGAUAAUUAAAAUUGUCUGACAUGUAUAGUUGAUUUUAAGUAAUAUAUAUUGUUAUAGAUUGUAUUUUAUUUAUGUUACUAUUACUCAGGGUCAUUGUUUAAUAGAAAUUUGAAUUACUUUGUUUGUUAGUGUUUGUGUAAGAAAAAUACAUCUAAUGCAAAAAAAAGAUAUUUCCUUCAUUAUUUAAUCAGCAAUAGUGUAGAUUAAUGAUGAAAAUGUCCAUAUGUUAUGAAAACAUGCUGUGUAUUAUUUUAUACUUUAUGCUCAAACAAUUAUUAAUUGAAUCUAUGGUUGUUUUACGUGAAAUUAGUUCAAAUGCAAGUUCAUUUUCCAGCAUUUCAUUUUGUGGCAGUGGCAACUGGAAACUAUUAAUUUGUUCUACAUAACUAUAGUGUGUGGGCUGAGCCUUGGUAUUCUGUUAUCUGAGAAUGUAUGAUACUGUAUAUUCUGAGUUUUUAUAUCAAGGAAUACAUUAUGCCAAUAAAAGUAAUGUGUAUUCUGAUUUUAUAUCAAGGAAUACAUUACACCAAUAACAGUAAUGCUUACAGUAUUCUGAUAUUAUAUCAAGGAAUACAUUACGCCAAUAACAGUAAUGUUUACAGUAUUCUGAUAUUAUAUCAAGGAAUACAUUACGCCAAUAACAGUAAUGUUUACAGUAUUCUGAUUUUAUAUCAAGGAAUACAUUAUGCCAAUAACAGUAAUGUUUACAGUAUUCUGAUAUUAUAUCAAGGAAUACAUUAUGCCAAUAACAGUAAUGUUUACAGUAUUCUGAUUUUAUAUCAAGGAAUACAUUAUGCCAAUAACAGUAAUGUUUACAGUAUUCUAAAUUUUAUAUCAAGGAAUACAUUAUGCCAAUAACAGUAAUGUUCACAGUAUUCUGAUUUUAUAUCAAGGAAUACAUUAUGCCAAUAACAGUAAUGUUUACAGUAUGCCAAUGGUGAUUACUUUACUACCAACUGAACAAUUUAAUAUCCAAAGCAAGUUAUCUUCUAAGUUGAAAAUAAAAGAAUCCAUAUUUGUUUUAUUUUCAAACAACUGAAAAUUAACAAACAGCAGUUAGUACUUAUAAACUUCUAUGCAAAAGCAAGUGAAUUUUUAUAAAUUGUAAAAUGUUAGGUUGGCAUGGACAAAAAAAUAAUAAAACCUGCUUAACAUGAACUGAACUGAAAGAAGCUAUGCUCCUGUUGCUACUGAAAAUAUACCAUGUAAUUUGUUUAAAUUUUACUUUAUUUACUAUUUUAAUGUCUGUAGGAAAUCAUCAUGGUUAAUGUUAAAAAAAGUGUUUUUCAUAGCAUUUUAGCUUAGUCAUUCAUAGGUACUUUGCAGCCUUUAUCAUCAAAAUCCAAAUGUUAAAAUGAUAUCUUAGAAUACUUUAUAGAACAAAUAUGAAAUUUUAACCAAUUAGUAUACUUCUACAGAUUCAUCAGUAUAAGGUUUCUAAUUUUUCUUGUGCAUAGGUAGAGUCUUACUUAAGGUUUUAACUUGCUUCUAAAACUGCUGCUGUUGAAUUUCAAUUAAUGUAAUAUUGUUGCAGUGUUUAAUUGAAAAAAAAAAGUUAAUUGUUAGAAUUUUUUUUUAUUUGCUGACUUAAAAGAAAUUGCUACAGUUUAAGCUCAUUUAAACCAAUGUUUGCUCAAAAGAAUGUUGUAUGCUGGUGUAAAGACUUCUGUACAGUAUGUUAAUGAUAGAAAAUACAAACUUGAAACUCCAAGUGAUGUUGAAGGAGUUGACAUUUUAACCAACAGUUCAUAUUUCUGAGGAUAUAAGAGAAAAGAAAAUUACACGAUAAGGGAUAUUGAAACAAACAUUAGGUUUAUAUGUCAAAAUCCCUCUUCAUAUUUAUAAAUUAUUGAGGAGUGUGAACUUAUUUUAGAAUUCUAUGAUUAUUUUCUUUAUAAACCAGAAAAUAAUUAUAAUGGUUCUUCUAAGUCUUGCAAAAAUAUACAUUUUCAGCUUAGGAUAAAUUAUAUUAUCAAGUAAUCACUAGAUUUUAAUAUCAAAAUAUGUAUUCCAUCUUGAUACUUUGGCAGGCACUUCAAGAACUAGGUUCUUGAUCUAGUUUUGAUGUGGAAAUGUAUAGGAAGAGUGAAAAUUGAUGUAUGAAAUAUAGUACAUCAUCGUAAUGAAAAACGCUUAAUGUUUAACAAAACAGAUUUGUAAAAAUGAAGUAAUAAAAUAACUAUAAAUAUUUUACAAUAAAUGACAAGUCAGUAAAAAUUGGGCAUUUCAAAGUAAACAUAUGAAACUUAUUUAGUUUAUGGAAGGGCUGCUGUGACAAAUCAGCAGAUUAAAAUCAAAUUCUGUAGACAAAAUAUAUUUUUGAAACAUUUAAAAACAAAAAAAAAUAUUUGUGACAAAUCAAAAAAUAUCUUUCAAUACUUCAAAAAUAAUUUAAUAUUAAAUUG